Molecule: messenger RNA, 873 nt
Organism: Metarhizium brunneum ARSEF 3297
Lineage: Eukaryota; Fungi; Ascomycota; Sordariomycetes; Hypocreales; Clavicipitaceae
Source: RefSeq, a predicted model, not a curated record
AUGAAAAAGCAGCCGGCCUCUCUCAACGAAGUGUCCAGAGUGGACCUUGACCGAAGAUUCGAUCUCGCUCAUGUUAUCGAUGCGCUUACUUGGGGGGUCUCUGCCGGUGUCUCUAUUUACUACACGGUCCGCGCACCCCGAGAUGGUCCCACCAUCGGGGCGCGCAUUUGGGACCAGAAUUUUCAGUAUGAGACGGGCCUGACCAUUGAUCCAAACAUGGUCAUUGCCUACUGGGUAGGAAUGCAUGCCGCGCUCUUUGUGCACAUGCUGGCCAAUAUUUUCGCGGCCUCUAACGACAUCAGCUACAUCACAAUCAGCAAUCAUUUCAGCAUCAACAAUUUACUUCACGUUGUUUUUCUGGUCUUGUUUGUACGCUCUGCCUUUGGCUGGGCCGAGUGUAUCUUGAUUCUCAAUUUCGUCAACCUCUCUGUGCUUUACUUUAAGCAUAGCAAGCUUUCACACUUCACUCGCAUUUCAGUUAUCUGCGGCCCUCUUGCCUGGAAUUUUAUUGCCAUCCUUUGGAACUGGGCAAUUGCCGUAACAGCUGGAAUCGGCUACAACGACACUAUCGAGGGCUUUGGUCUCUUUUUCGUCUGGGCAAUUCUCGGGUAUGGAGUGUUUUCCCUCCUUGUCUUCCAAGACCUUGCAAUGGCUUUCUUGCUGGCGUACCUCUGCGCCAGUAUCGCCGUCGCGCAGCAUUUUCUCCAACGCAGUGAUCGAAUGUGGAUUCCGCCUGUCGUGAUUGCAAGUCUUCUGGUGGUAAUGAUGUGUGCCGUCGCCGCUCGGUGCCUCUGGAAUUUACGAGCGGUACGUCGGAAGAAAGUGAACGAGUCUGUGUACGCUGAAUUCGAUGAGCGUAAGGAAUCAUGCUAA